UGUUUGGCGCAUGUAAGCAAAAUACAUUUGAGUGAUUCAUUUGUGCGCAUUGGGCGUGUGCAGUAUUAUUUAUUUCCUAUUUUUUUAUCACGCCAUGAUGAAUACCCAUAUUGCAUUUAUUUUUGUGAUCUUCUGUCUUCAUUCAUGUGCAGCCAUCCGGUGCUAUCAGUGUGCCACCAGUGAGGAUGGUGAAUAUGAGGACAACUGUGGUGCAUACUCCAGCUUUGAUGACACAAAGCAUGUUGGGGUUGAGUGCAACAGCGAGGAGGCGAACACGCCCGGCACGUUCUGUGCAAAGAUCACCGCCCAAGGGCCCAUCGGCUUCAUCUGGGAUGGUCGCUGGAGACAGGUCAUCAGGCGGUGUGCUGCUGUGACCAAGGCCGGUGUGAAUGAUGCCUGCAACUGGAAGGUGCAACUGAACGGUGAAUACAUCGAGGAGUGCUACUGCUCAAAGGACAACUGUAACUCGGCGCCAGGCGCGACGGCCGUCUGUCUUCUGCUGCUGCUGGCUGGACAGGCUUUGGGACUGUAUGCGGCCGUGUGAGGGAUAUUGAUCUGAAGAGUCCUAAUGGGAAUGGAAAAAGUCUGGUAGAUGUCUGAGGAUUCCCAGGAAUUGUCUGAGGUUUGUAGAAUGAAUGGGGAGUGUUUUAGCGACUGCCAAAGGAGACCCAGAGGUGCGAUAUGAGCGCAGUUUGUUAGAGAAGUCUGCUUGGCUAUGGGUCUGGGAGUAGUUGUAUCCAAAAGGACCAGUCAUCCAGAACUUGUCGUUAGAUGAAUCUCGAUAGUUGUAUCUCGGAUAUCCACAACGUUUGAAUGAAACAACCGGAAGUCUGAUGAUGCAUGUGCCGUUGUCUUGAUGCCGUCCAUGGUCAAGAAAGCGAAGUGUUUGUGGAGAGGAGAGGUCAAUGUGAUGUUUCAUGAACUGAAGUUGAAUGUAACGAAUCUCUGAACAUUGUUAAAACGCCUUCAUCGGCGGAACGAUCUGCGCGUGCUUUUAGGCACUCGAUUGUCUAUUUUUGUAAGGAACAUGCUGCAGCUAGUGUGAAUGUAAUCAUCGACAGCAUGCUUCGACAUUCCAAAAUAACGAAUUCCAAGGUAAACCAAUCCAUCCAUUUAUGUGCAUAUCUUGCAGGUAUGGCUAUACCAGACUUUACCUUCGCACUAUUAUUCUAUCAACUGUGUACGCAUGGCGAGCGAUCUUUUCUCAUGUAUCGAUCGGUAACGAUCAUGUCCGUCCAGAGCCGAUAUCAUUCGCAGUGAUUUGAUAGCAUCAUGGUAGAUGCGUGCGUUUGUAGGUGCUUUGCUGUCAAUUGUGUUGUAUAUAGGACAGCCAGCUGGUAUUUUUACAUUUGUAGCAGGCGUGUGUCUCAUCAUUGCAGUGUCCGUGAUCACAAAGAAAGUAGAUUUAGAUGCACUUUUUCGCGUGGCGCACGCACCUCACCCGUAAACUACAUACACGCCAGCUAAUGUUUAAAUUGGUAGUGAAAGUCUUAUAAGUAUCUUUCAAUGAAAAUGUUUGGUAUUUUG
Amphibalanus amphitrite is the source of this 1527-nucleotide messenger RNA. RefSeq lists its product as uncharacterized. The record is from RefSeq and is a predicted model, not a curated record. Bases 95 to 544 code for a protein of 149 amino acids. Lineage: Eukaryota; Metazoa; Arthropoda; Thecostraca; Balanomorpha; Balanidae. Gene Ontology annotation, biological process: positive regulation of voltage-gated potassium channel activity; regulation of synaptic transmission, cholinergic; sleep. The transcript is spliced from 4 exons.